Molecule: messenger RNA, 342 nt
Organism: Cryptomeria japonica (Japanese cedar)
Lineage: Eukaryota; Viridiplantae; Streptophyta; Pinopsida; Cupressales; Cupressaceae
Product: NADPH-dependent aldo-keto reductase, chloroplastic
Exons: 2
Coding region: 48-332 (94 amino acids)
Molecular function (GO): oxidoreductase activity
Source: RefSeq, a predicted model, not a curated record
GGUCUCCUCUCGGAGCUCCAAAAACUCCAUGGGGAUCCAACGUGGUGAUGGACAACCCAGUGAUUAAGGAAAUCGCUCAAAAGCAUGGAAAGUCUACAGCACAGGUUGUGUUGAGGUGGGGAAUAGAUCAAGGAGUGUGUGCGCUCCCCAAGAGCUUUAAUAAAGGGAGGAUAACAGAAAUUUUUCAGGUUUUUGACUGGUGUUUAACUGCAGAAGACCAUGAGAAAAUGAGCAAGCUUGAGCAGAGGAAGAUACUCAGGGGAGAAGAUCUUGUAAACUCAACAACUAGCCCUUACAGAACCAUUGAAGAACUAUGGGAUGGAGAGAUCUAAUAUCAAACAA